Cataglyphis hispanica is the source of this 941-nucleotide messenger RNA. RefSeq lists its product as uncharacterized. Bases 207 to 674 code for a protein of 155 amino acids. The record is from RefSeq and is a predicted model, not a curated record. Lineage: Eukaryota; Metazoa; Arthropoda; Insecta; Hymenoptera; Formicidae. The transcript is spliced from 5 exons.
AUUUUUCAGAAGUCAUACACGUUUAUCAUUGUCAGUAUUCUCUAAUCACAGUGACACGAAAUAACGACUUGAAUCACACUAUCAGAUCGUUCACACAACAUCGUGAUAUUGAUAACAAAAAUAGAAUAGAAAACAUUGAAUAAAAAGCAUUACAAUCUUGAAUCUGUUUGAAGUCUAAAAAGAAAAACGCUAAACAAAUAUCUACAAUGCUUUUUACUAGGAUAAAGAAAAUCGUAAGGCGAAUAUUCUAUUCGUCACAUUUCUACAUAGCUAUUUUUGUUUUUAUCACAUGCAUAUCAGUUUCUGUAAUAUAUAAAGCACCUUCAAAUGAUGAAGAUACUAAACUCAAUACAACAAAUAACUUGAUAUAUAAUAAAUCAAUAUAUAAUUUGGAUGAUGUGAAACAAAUACUGCUACCACGUUAUUCUAAACAUUCGGAAUGGGAUCAUAUUGCCAUAAAAGCUGUGAUAUCUACAUUUGCAAUAAUUUUUUUGGUGACAUUCUUGAUUUUAUGCAGAUGUUUCAUCAAAAAAUAUACUCCAACCAUAAUAAAUUUGUUCAUUCGCUUAUUCAAUCGUAAUGAAUCAGCUAGGAACAAUAACCCAGCUAGUCUUUAUCAAGACAUUUACCUAAAUGCUGAUACAUUAGAACACUCAUCACAGGAUGAAGUUUAAUUCGGAAAAUUAACAUUGAUAUUUAGCGCAUUACCAUAAUGCACAUAACUGUAAUAUUGAUAAGGCCUCUAAAAUUAAAACGUUAUGACGCCUGAUUCUCAUCUUCAAAUCGUUUAAACAUCGCAUAUGUUGUAAUACAUAAUUAAUUAUUAAGAUACUUUUUAAAUAAACUUUUUAAAUAAACAUAUAAUGUAACGACAAAUAGAAAAACUACUACUGCAUAAAUAAUUUUAACGCAAACCUAACUUUUAAAGAAAUUUAAAUCCA